Molecule: messenger RNA, 728 nt
Organism: Branchiostoma floridae (Florida lancelet)
Lineage: Eukaryota; Metazoa; Chordata; Leptocardii; Amphioxiformes; Branchiostomatidae
Product: P-selectin-like
Exons: 3
Coding region: 24-728 (234 amino acids)
Biological process (GO): response to cytokine; leukocyte tethering or rolling; heterophilic cell-cell adhesion
Cellular component (GO): external side of plasma membrane
Molecular function (GO): oligosaccharide binding; sialic acid binding
Source: RefSeq, a predicted model, not a curated record
UAUAACCCUGACGAAGAUGACAAAUGGUCAUCGAAAAGUUGGCUCCUAUAAAUUUCAUCGUUGUUCAUUUUCUUCGAUUCUACGUUUCAGCUGUGCGAUGCCCAACACUGAGGGGUCCAACCAAUGGCAAUAUGAGAGGCUCCAAGUCCUACCGAGGAUCUUUGCGCUUCACCUGUGACCGCGUGUACAACCUUGUGGGUGCAAAGAAGAUCAGGUGCCAGGCAGACGGUACAUGGAGUGACAGGGUUCCCACCUGCAAAGCUAUACGAUGCCCGACGCUGACACCACCAGAAAACGGUGCUGUGAAAAGCUCCAACUCCUACAGAGACGUGACCUUCAAGUGUGACCCAGGAUACAAGCUGGUCGGUACUUCUACACGUACCUGUCAGUCUGGCGGGACUUGGAGUGGAGGGUCUCCAACAUGCAGAGCUGAAUGCAGAAAUGGCUACCAAUUGCUUGCUCAAACCUGUUUCCGGGUUUCUCGCGACAAAAAGAACAACGAUGACGCCCAGGCGGCCUGUGAGAAGGAGGGAACCACGCUAGCCAUGCCCAAGACGAGGGAGUUGGACGUCUCGCUGAGAAACUGGGUCAGCAAGUUUGGAAAGUCUGCUUUCUUCUGGAUCGGUCUGAAGCAAGUUCCUGUCAAAAUCUGGCAAUGGGAAGACGGGUCUCACAUAGGAAAACAUGACUACAAGGUACGUUAUUACGACCUGUGUGCUGUUGAUUAA